Cariama cristata (Red-legged seriema) is the source of this 1512-nucleotide messenger RNA. RefSeq names its product solute carrier family 25 (mitochondrial carrier; phosphate carrier), member 25 (gene SLC25A25). Gene Ontology annotation, molecular function: calcium ion binding; ATP transmembrane transporter activity. The transcript is spliced from 11 exons. Bases 1 to 1512 code for a protein of 503 amino acids. Gene Ontology annotation, cellular component: mitochondrial inner membrane. The record is from RefSeq and is a predicted model, not a curated record. Gene Ontology annotation, biological process: transmembrane transport. Lineage: Eukaryota; Metazoa; Chordata; Aves; Cariamiformes; Cariamidae.
AUGCUGCAGACCCUUUGGCAUUUUCUGUGUAGCUUCCUUCCCAGGGCCAUAUGCCAAGGUCCUGCAGAUGAAAAAGAGGAUGAGGCCAGAAACACCACUCCACUUCCAGGCCCCAGGGAGAAAGGGCCAAAGAUGUUGGGGAAGCCACAGGACAGAGGGACUGAUCCCACUGAAAGGAGACCAACUAUCCUACUGGUGGUUGGACCCGCAGAGCAUUUUCCAAAGAAAAUAGUGAAGGCUGGAGACAAGGACCUGGAUGGACAGCUGGAUUUUGAGGAAUUUGUUCACUAUCUCCAGGAUCAUGAAAAGAAGCUGAGACUGGUCUUCAAGAGUUUGGAUAAGAAGAAUGAUGGCCGUAUUGAUGCCCAGGAGAUUGUACAGUCUCUUCGGGACCUGGGAGUCAAGAUUUCUGAACAGCAGGCUGAGAAAAUACUGAAAAGAAUAAGGACGGGACACUUCUGGGGUCCUGUCACCUACAUGGAUAAAAAUGGGACAAUGACAAUUGAUUGGAAUGAGUGGCGAGACUAUCACCUGCUGCACCCAGUGGAGAACAUUCCUGAAAUCAUCCUGUACUGGAAGCACUCCACGAUCUUUGACGUAGGAGAGAAUUUGACCGUCCCUGAUGAGUUCACAGUGGAAGAGAGACAGACAGGGAUGUGGUGGAGACAUCUGGUUGCAGGUGGAGGUGCAGGUGCCGUAUCCAGAACCUGUACAGCUCCCUUGGACCGCUUGAAAGUGCUCAUGCAGGUUCAUGCCUCCCGCAGUAACAACAUGUGCAUCGUUGGCGGCUUUACUCAAAUGAUCCGAGAGGGUGGACCAAGGUCACUGUGGCGAGGGAAUGGCAUCAAUGUGCUGAAGAUUGCACCGGAAUCGGCCAUUAAGUUCAUGGCCUAUGAGCAGAUCAAGCGGUUCAUUGGUACCGACCAAGAGAUGCUGAGGAUUCACGAGCGGCUGUUAGCUGGUUCUCUGGCUGGGGCCAUUGCACAGAGCAGCAUCUACCCGAUGGAGGUUCUGAAAACACGGAUGGCUCUAAGGAAGACUGGACAAUAUUCAGGCAUGUUGGAUUGUGCCAAAAACAUCCUUUCGAAGGAAGGAAUGGCAGCCUUCUACAAAGGCUACAUCCCCAACAUGCUAGGAAUCAUUCCGUAUGCUGGUAUUGACCUGGCAGUCUAUGAGACACUAAAAAAUGCCUGGUUGCAGCGCUAUGCUGUCAACAGUGCUGACCCUGGAGUCUUUGUUCUGCUGGCCUGUGGCACCAUCUCCAGUACCUGUGGACAGCUUGCCAGUUACCCUCUGGCUCUUGUGAGGACACGCAUGCAGGCGCAAGCGUCAGUGGAGGGUGCUCCCGAAGUGACGAUGAGAGGACUGUUUAAACACAUUCUGAAGACAGAGGGAGCAUUUGGUCUUUACCGAGGUCUGGCGCCAAACUUUAUGAAGGUGAUCCCGGCUGUGAGCAUCAGCUACGUGGUUUAUGAAAACUUGAAGAUGACUCUGGGCGUGCAGUCACGGUGA